Messenger RNA from Drosophila biarmipes, 2329 nucleotides. RefSeq names its product doublesex- and mab-3-related transcription factor A2 (gene dmrt99B). Gene Ontology annotation, biological process: regulation of transcription by RNA polymerase II; sex differentiation. The transcript has 4 exons. Gene Ontology annotation, cellular component: nucleus. The coding region runs from base 216 to 1745 and encodes 509 amino acids. NCBI's taxonomy places the organism in Eukaryota, Metazoa, Arthropoda, Insecta, Diptera, Drosophilidae. The record is from RefSeq and is a predicted model, not a curated record. Gene Ontology annotation, molecular function: protein binding; DNA-binding transcription factor activity, RNA polymerase II-specific; RNA polymerase II cis-regulatory region sequence-specific DNA binding.
UGUGUCAUGUCGUCAGCGCGCGUGGUUCCUAAAAGUAUGUCUCACCUAUAGGAAAAGCGGAAAUAAAUUGUUUAGAAACCAAAAACAAACCAGAAAUAAAAUACAUCAAACAAUUAAAAACUAUAUCCAGUGAAGUGUGUGCUUGAAAGUGCUUUAAAAACUCUAAAUAAAACCUGAAUAAAGGGUUCUUAGACCGUAAAACCCAAUCUCCAAUUAUGAGUCUGCCGUCGGGUGUGGACAUGCAGAACCUGAUGUCCCAGCAUCCGGUCCUGGGAGCACUGCCGCCUGCUUUCUUCCUCAGAGCCGCCUCCGAGCGCUACCAGAGAACGCCCAAAUGCGCCCGCUGCAGGAACCAUGGAGUGGUCAGCGCCUUGAAGGGCCACAAGCGCUACUGCCGCUGGCGGGAUUGUGUCUGCGCCAAGUGCACACUAAUUGCGGAACGCCAAAGGGUCAUGGCUGCUCAGGUGGCCCUCCGUCGCCAGCAGGCCCAGGAAGAGAACGAGGCCCGUGAGCUGGGGCUCCUGUACACCUCCGUUCCUGGCCAGCAGAACGGCAGUGACAGUGCCACGCCCACUCCGCACAGCCCGAAUCACAGCGGCAGUGGGGGAUCGGCCAGCGGUGGAUCCGGCCAGAGCAGCGUCUUUCAUGGCGGCAUUCCCUCGCCACCGAGCGACGGCUUCGAGGCCAGCUCCACGCCCAACCACCACCAGCAGUCGCAGCAGCAACAGUCGCACCACCAGCAGCCACACAACCACCAGCAUCCGGCCUCCCAGCGGUUCAAUGGCAAUGAAUCCGACACGGAUGGACGCACCCGUUCCGAGCACCUCAGCGUGGGCUUCUCGCCCACGAGAACCGAGUUGGACGAGAGUCCUGUUUCCAAGCGUGGAGCUGCCCUGUCCAACGAGACCGACCAGGACACGGGCUCCGAGUCGGGAUCGCCGAGCAGUCCGCGGCCCAAGGUCGCAGGACUCUUCAACCUGACAGCCAGCUUGUCGCCCGCCCGCACAGGACCGCCCAGCUCGCCGGAGUCCGACUUGGAUGUGGACUCGGCGCCGGAUGAGGCCACGCCGGAGAAUCUCAGCCUGAAGAAGGAGGACAGCCAGUCGCCGCCCAAUACGCCCGCCGAAAACCUGCACCUUCUGCGAUCCUUUAGCAGCAGUCAUGCCCAGGGCUUCCUGCCAUAUCAUCACACGCAGUUCCUGGCCGCCGCCGGCCUGCCCGCCCACCACCACCCACCGGCGCACUCUCCGCACCACCAGCAGCAGCAGCAGCAACAACAACAGCAGCAGCAGAACCACCUCCCCCAGCACCACCAACAACAGCAGCAACAACAGCAGCAGCAGAGAUCCCCCAUCGAUGUGCUCAUGAGGGUGUUUCCCAACCGCCGGCGCAGCGAUGUGGAGCAACUGAUGCAGAGAUUCCGCGGCGAUGUGCUCCAGGCCAUGGAGUGCAUGUUGGCUAGCGAGGAUUUGGGGCAGACACCGCCCCAGGUGCCGCCUUCGCCGCCCUUUCCCAUGAAGUCCGCCUUCUCGCCCCUGGUGCCGCCUUCUGUUUUCGGAUCCCCCACCCAUCGGUAUCACCCCUUCAUGCAGGCCCAUGCCAAGAGAUUCCUCACUGCUCCCUACGCCGGCACUGGCUAUCUUCCGGGAGUGCUCAGUGCGGCGGACAUCGAGCAGUCGGAGUCCAAUGGAGCAGGUGGCAUUGGGUUGGAUCGCACCAGCAACGCCGGGGACUCCCAGGAUUGAGGCAGCGAGGUGGAGGCCAGCGGUUCCGCCGUUUUCAGGCCUUUCGAGUAAGAUUCUCCUCACCAUCCUACACUGCGGGAAAAUAAAACACUUUCAAAGCCAAGAAAAAUAUGUCUAAGUUGCCAUUAUAUGUAAUCCAACUUAAUAAUCAUGGGUUUCAUUAAAGAUAUAUUUUCCAUUUCAGUAAAGUAUUACCUCCCUGAUUCUUUUCCAGAAAUAAUUCUAUUGAUUUUUUAAAAUCAUUUUCCCCAGUGUAAGCCCCCAGUUUAUCCUAGCUAUGCCUAAAACUAAGUGUAAAUUAUAUUUACCAUUGAACUUCUAGCACAAGUAUUGUAACAUAGAGACCAUAAUAAUAAUAUGUUUAAUGAACUACAAGUUAAGAAAAACCACACAGUCGACCCCAGUUAAGAGCCAUAAGAUGUAUUUGUUUAGCUGAAAUUAUAAUGCAGACGAUGAGAUUAUUGUGUAAGGGUUUGUUCGAUUGCAACCAACUAAUUGAGAUAUUCGUGUGUACCAUAUAAAUACGAGCAUAUAUUAUAAAUAAUAAAUAUCAUAUUAUGUCUUAGAUAAAGUACAUUUCAAAC